Trichosurus vulpecula (common brushtail) is the source of this 1291-nucleotide messenger RNA. It is a transcript of the gene SDHAF3, whose product is annotated as succinate dehydrogenase complex assembly factor 3. The transcript is spliced from 3 exons. The coding region runs from base 1 to 579 and encodes 192 amino acids. Gene Ontology annotation, biological process: succinate metabolic process; mitochondrial respiratory chain complex II assembly. NCBI's taxonomy places the organism in Eukaryota, Metazoa, Chordata, Mammalia, Diprotodontia, Phalangeridae. Gene Ontology annotation, cellular component: mitochondrion; mitochondrial intermembrane space. The record is from RefSeq and is a predicted model, not a curated record.
AUGCGCAGACGCGAUCGGUCUUUGAGAGCAGAUGAUACAGCGCGCAGGCACGGGAAGUACUCCGUUACAUUGGGAGCUUCCGCAGGCCAAGACGGAAGUGGGCCUGAAGUAGAAGGUUCCCGCGAGAGACGUAGCGAAGCGAAACGGCGCGCGCAGGCGCAUCGCGAGCCCCCGCGGGGCAGGAGCCGUGAGGCCGGUGGCGCCGUCAUGUUGGGGCCACAUGCGUCCCGCGUUCGGGCCCUGUACCGGCGGCUCCUGCUGCUGCACCGCGCGCUGCCGCCCGACCUGCGCGCCCUCGGCGACCAGUACGUGAAGGACGAGUUCCGGCGGCACAAAGGCGUUGGCCGCGAGGAGGCGCUGCGCUUUCUGAGAGAGUGGGAGAGGUACGCAGUGGCGCUAUCGCAGCAGACGAAUUCGGCAGAGAAGACAGAGAAGACGCAGCUGGGAGCGUGCCUCACAAAAGAGCAGCUGGAUGACUUCAGUGAGGAGCAGAUCGGCCAGCUGCAAGAGCUCAUGCAGGAAGCCACCAAACCCAACCGGCAGUUCAGUAUCGAGGACCCAGCCACACCCAAGGCCUAGACUGCCCCACUGCUGCUGGAGGGGCGCCCUGGGACCCAGUGUGGGGCAGAGGACUGACAUGGCAAACUCUGUGCAUGAGGAAUGUUAAGAGCGGUUGUAGGGUGCCAUUUGCUGGGGCUCUCAUGAACGACACUGAUGAGGACCAGCCAGAGCCAUCUCCCCUGACGUGGGUGCUGGCAAGGGCCUGCACUUGGUUGUUUGGAAAAAUUUUGCCCUAAAAAUAUUGGUCUUUCCCUCCAGACCUCCCUUCGUCCAAAGCAGCCGCCCAGUGGCUUGUCUGAAGCCUUUAGAAGAUGGGACGGGUUCAUCAGCAUCCCCUUCUGAUGAUGCGCGUUCGAGCUGUAACCUGAUACUCUGGUAAAGUUCUGGAGGGUUUGCCAUUGUCACCCCCAAAUACAGUGUUAUCUGUGGUCACCCAAGCAGUGUGAGCUCUUAUCUUUUAUCUCUUCUCUCUGAGUCCUUGUUUCUGUAUAGUUGAAGCGACCAGAGGCUUAAAGGGUCAGAAAUCCUCCUGUUACUGAUUCUCUGCUGGGCAAAACACAAAAGAUCUCACCAAAGUGACUGUCAGUUAAACAUUUGUACACCCACAGAGAUCUCACUUACCCAGGCUUUGGGGAGAGCAGAACCUGCUGCUGAUGGCUCUCGCAUUUAGGCUUUCAACUUGUGUGAAAACAGUUUAUUUAAAAUAAUGGUUUGUAAGCCCUGAGGAACA